Molecule: messenger RNA, 2651 nt
Organism: Chelonus insularis
Lineage: Eukaryota; Metazoa; Arthropoda; Insecta; Hymenoptera; Braconidae
Exons: 11
Coding region: 181-2646 (821 amino acids)
Source: RefSeq, a predicted model, not a curated record
CUGAUAAUGAUAGUGGGACAAACAUGGUACAGGUUGAAAAGGUGUGGUUUAGAAUGGUACUUUGUAAAAUUCUCAAUAGAAAAUAUAAGAGUUUUCAUUCUCCACCAAUCUUCUAAAGUGAAUACAUCAUAAUUUAUUCAUAUUUAAUAAUUUAGUUUAGUUUGUUAUCAGUGUGACAAAAUGAAGAUUAUUACUUUAUUUAUGAUAACAACAAUCCUUUACUAUGCAGAAAGUCAAGAAAAUGCUCAACGGACAGUGGCUAGUGGUUUAUUAGAGUGUUAUAAUAAUACUUUUAUUGUCACUAAAGAUAAUCUUUUACCUCAAAACAUUCAUUCAUUCAUCGAUAUUUUACGUAAAGUAGAAGAUAGUCCAGGAAUGACUAUGGAUUUACUUCAAUUAACUGUGGCACUACUUCACAGAUUUCGUCAAGAUGGCAUAGUAGAAAACACAGCAUCAAAACCUAUUCCAGGUGUAAUUCCAUAUGCAGCAGAUUCUUUGCCAUCUGCUAAAGGGACGAAAAUUCUUCAACUGAUUCCUGGAAGUGCUGUUAAUUUUCCAAAUAAUAGUAUUGAUUUAAUUGAAAGAUGUACUUUGCAUUCAAUGGUUUCUACUAGUAUCGAAUUUAAAAAACGUGGAGAUGAAUCAUCCACAUGCCGAACAAGUUCUCAGUAUCGUCGGAUAAGAAACACAGAAGACGGGAAACAAUCAGAUCACAUCAAAAGUGAUGUUGAAAUGUUGACUCCAGAUGAAUUGGAAGAAAUGGGUCAUACUAAUAAUGACUCUAAAAGUAAUUUUAAUCCGAACUCAUUUUAUCCACCUUUACCACCCAACCAUCCUGCUACAGCUCAGAUUAAACAGCAACAACCUUUGAGCAAAUGUCCUCUUGAAAAUGGAGUCAUUUACACUAGCUGGGGCACAGUUACUGGAGGAUCACUUUUAGCAGGAUUAGCAGCUGGGCUUCAGUUUCAAACAGCUAGACUAACUGAUUUGGUACCCAAAAAUGAAGAACGAAUUGAUAUUUAUUCAAAUGUAACAAUUGACAACAAGUGGUUUGCAACAUUGGCUGGAGAUUUAGCUGAAAUAACUCUUGUACAAGGUCCAGAAAAAGAGAACUUGGAACUUGGUCUUAAUGGGCAUUGGAAUUCAUCUAUUCUGCCCAAGUAUUAUUUUUUAGAUGACAAUGAUAACACCGAGUUUACUGCUGCUGAAAUUAGAGGUGGUCUUGAUGGAUUGAUUCUAGCAAGUAAUAUAAGAAAUUGGUACAAAGAUGUACCCACACUUAGACUCUCACAAGUAUUGGAUAUGUAUUAUAGUGAUAGAGGAGUUUUGAAUUCAGGAAUCAAAGCUUGUGAUCGCAGAGGUUUAUUAACAGCAGUUGCACCUACUGAAACAGUUCAUGCCCAGACGUAUGCAGCAUCACUUUUAUUAGAACAGUCUUUAAGUAAAGUAUCUAUUAGCAAACCAGCUUUAGAUGGUCUUGCAACAAAAGCAGUUGAAAAAUUAUUCAGUUUUAUUCCAUCAUCUCUACAUGAUGAAAAAAUUUGUGAUAAUAAAAAUAAACUAUCCAAGUUCAACCAUCUUACAACAGACCUAACUAUUUUCCUCGACACGAACUGGCCAUUCUCAUCGAUACAAUCAAUUCUAACAGUAUUAUUAGAAAAUGCUGAUAUCAAUAGGUUCUCAAGUAAUUUCACUUUAUUGAGUGCUCAUGAUGGAAAUGUGAUUAUCAAUAGCUCUCACAGUAUUUUGGACUUUUACAACUUGAAUCAAACUACUUAUUCUACCUAUACAAGGGGACUUGACUUACCGAAGAUAUUUGAUCUUCUAAUAACAAGAAAAACAAAACAAUUAAAUAACGAAUGGGAAAAUAGAAUCGGUGGUAGCAGAUCAGACAUUGUAUUAAUCAUUACAUCUACAACAAUAUCAGAUACUGAUAAAAUCUAUUGCCAGGAAAGAUUAAAAACUAUUCGUGAAAAUAUUCCAGAUGUUUAUUUAUUCUUCAUGAUUACUGGAUCAAAAGAAAAAUGGUCAGAUUUAGCUGUUGAUCCAAAUAAUGACAUUGUUAUUACUAGUAAUAAUAAUGUAAGAGUGAAUGAAGCACCAAUAUUUUAUUUGCUUAAUAAAAUGAAACAAAUUCCUAGACGUCUUAUUAAUUCACAAUGUGGAGCAAAUUAUACAGCUAGCGGUACUUCUGAGCCAUACAGUAAUUACUUAGAACCAUCUGGCAUUAAUUUUUAUCGAUUACAUCCUAAUUAUUUCUACAAAGUUGACCCUGAAGUACUACCUACUUUAAAAAUUCAAACAUCUAAUAGAAUACCAAUUACUGUUUGUACUUCACGAAAUAAUUUUAAUAUAAAUUCAACGGGUUUAAAUUGUACUACAAGUGAUAUGACUCAUACCAUACAAGUCACCUGUGCUGAGGCAUCUUAUAUUCAUGAAUGUGCUCCAUUGUAUUUAUCAAUUGCUGCAAAUUCAUCAGUUUCUCCAUUAAGUCAAUGCCCUGAUCCUGAACGAUGUCGAUAUCCAGAUAUGUUAAAAUACACGAUUUCUUAUGAAAAUCUUGUUUGUGUUAAUGCUGCAAGUACAAGACUCUUUUCAUUAAUAUCAAUAAUUUUUACAGUCAUUUUUAUUAAUCAUGCAUCAUAAUUGAA